UCUUCCGCGCAUGUCAAACGACACGUGCGUCGGCUGUGUAUGACGGUGGGGAUCGCUGCGUGCUCCUGUUAACUUCUCAAUUUGUUGAUAAUUGCGUUCCCUUAAACUUCAGUGGCGGGUCACACAACUUUUGAAAAUGGGAGGCCUUCAAAAGAAAAAGUUCGAGAGGGGCGCAGCCACCAACUACAUCACCAGAAACAGAGCUCGCAAGAAGUUGAUGCUGAGCCUCCCAGAUUUCAGGCGACUAUGCAUCCUGAAAGGCAUCUAUCCUCACGAGCCGAAGCACAAGAAGAAGGUGAACAAAGGCUCCACAGCACCGAGGACCUUCUACCUGAUGAAGGACAUCCGCUUUCUGCUGCAUGAACCAAUUGUUGGGAAGUUCAGAGAAUACAAGAUAUUUGUGCGAAAACUUAAGAAGGCCUAUGGAAAAACAGAGUGGUCUACAGUGGAAAGACUGAGAGAGAAUAAACCGACCUAUAAAUUGGACCACAUCAUCAAAGAAAGGUACCCCAGCUUCAUUGAUGCUCUCCGUGACAUCGACGAUGCCCUCUGCAUGUGCUUUCUCUUCUCCACGUUCGCCAGAACAGGAAAGUGUCACGUGCAGACAAUCCAGCUGUGCAGACGCCUCUCUGUGGAGUGGAUGAACUACGUGAUUGCAUCUCGUUCUCUCCGAAAGGUUUUCAUCUCCAUCAAAGGAAUAUAUUAUCAAGCCGAGGCGAUGGGACAGCUCAUUACAUGGCUGGUGCCAUAUCAGUUCUCCCAUGAUCACCCAACAGAUGUUGACUACAGAGUAAUGGCAACUUUCACAGAGUUUUACACCACUCUCCUGGGAUUUGUCAACUUCAGACUCUACCAUUCUCUCAACUUGCUCUACCCACCAAAGCUGGAUGCUAAAACACAGUCAGAGCUGAAGGAAGAGGAUGAGGAGGACUAUGCCAUGGAUUCAGAAAGCUACAUAGAGAAACUGUCAGCUCUGAGUGCCAGUCUGGCACGGGUGGUUUCUUCUGCAGAUGAGGAGGACGCUGAACUCGACCAGUUUCCUGUUGAAGGGGAGGACAUGGAAAAGAUGGAGGCUAGAGAAAAGGAACAGAAGCAGCAGGAAGCCCAGAGAAAGAUGUUCCAGGGGCUCAAAUUCUUCCUCAACAGAGAAGUGCCCAGAGAGUCGCUGGCUUUUGUCAUCAGGUGUUUUGGUGGCGAGGUGUCCUGGGACAAGUCUAUUUGCAUCGGUAGCACAUACGAUGUGACUGAUGAAACGAUCACACAUCACAUAGUUGACAGACCCAACAUCGACAAACAGUACAUCAACAGGUACUACAUCCAGCCCCAGUGGGUGUAUGACUGUGUCAAUGCCAAAAUCCUGUUGCCUGUUGAGGACUACUUCAUUGGGGUGACUCUACCCCCCCACCUGUCUCCCUUCGUGGAGGAGAAGGAGGGCGACUACGUGCCCCCAGAGAAACUCAAGAUUAUGGCCUUACAGCGAGGAGAAAAACCUGCCAAUGAACAGGAAGAAGACAAUGAUGAGGAAGAAGAGGAGGAUGAAGACGAUGAAGAAGAAGAAGAGGAGGAUGACAAUGCUGAUGAAGAGGAAGAUGAUGAAGAAGAAGCUGAAGAGAAAAACCUGAAGGAGAUGGAAGAUAAAAGAUCUCAGGGGAAGUCUCUGCAAGUCAAAGUGACACCUGGAAAAGUAAAAGUAGAAAAUCCAGCCCGCUUGGAGCAGGAGGAGAAAGCAGAGGAGAAACGUCUGGCUAUCAUGAUGAUGAAGAAAAAGGAAAAGUACCUCUACGACAAGAUCAUGUUUGGAAAGAAAAGAAAAGUCAGAGAGGCUAAUAAGCUUGCUGCAAAGAGAAAGGCCCAUGAUGAUGCUGAAAAAGCGAAGAAGAAAAAGGCCAGAAAAUAAUGAUGAUGUCCUCUUCAGACUGACUAUGUAUUUAACUUGAUGAGGGAGAGUGUAGACUGCACUACAGGUUGGCAUGUCAUGAAAAACCCGUAAGUGUAAUGGAGCCCUCUGUGUAUGACAAACAUGCACCAUGAAUUGGGUGCAUUGACCUCUGCAUAAUUUCAAACUGAAAUGCAGGAUGUUUCAUAUGCUAAUUGUGUAAUUAUUGAUGUAAAAGUAAUGUUUCAUGUUGUUUGUAUGAACUCUGCUCUGCUGUUCUACAUUAUACAAGUCAUCUUUCUCUUUAUUUUAAAGUCUGUACUUGAAACACUUUGUAUUUUAAAGUAAAAACAGUGUAUUGAACCUGA
Molecule: messenger RNA, 2244 nt
Organism: Amphiprion ocellaris (clown anemonefish)
Lineage: Eukaryota; Metazoa; Chordata; Actinopteri; Pomacentridae
Gene: pes1
Product: pescadillo
Exons: 15
Coding region: 137-1897 (586 amino acids)
Biological process (GO): ribosome biogenesis; maturation of LSU-rRNA from tricistronic rRNA transcript (SSU-rRNA, 5.8S rRNA, LSU-rRNA)
Cellular component (GO): PeBoW complex; nucleolus
Molecular function (GO): RNA binding
Source: RefSeq, a predicted model, not a curated record